AUGAGUUACGACGGAAGGGAAUUAUCGCCGAUGGCGGAGCGCCCGGUAAAUACGGCGGCCGCAGUGUCUGGAAAGGAGGCACGCAGUGUCAGUGGCAGCGCACUGCCUGUGUACGACUUGGACCCGACGACACGGCAGCUGCUGGAGGAGAACGAGGCCAUGUUGUACAGGAUUAAUGUCUUGACACACGACGUGCAGUUGGCGCAGGGCGAAAUACAAAAGUUGAACAACACCAUCACGGAGAAGAAUGAGGAGUUGGAGGCGUUACGGGAAAAACUUGGGGACGCCAAUAUUCACGCCCAGGAUGCAUCCGGACGAGUCAUCAAUUAUAAAACAGAGUGCGAGCUGCUGAGCGCUGAAAAUAAACGUCUUUUAAAGGAGUACGAGGAUGUUUGCGCGGAGUUGGAGCAGCGAACGGAGGAUAUUCGCCAAAAUACAGGCGUCAUGCGUCCGGACAGUGUCAGGGGAUCACCGGCACUAUCGGUGGAGCAGUUUAACCGCGAAAUGUUGAGUUUAUUUCCAACGGUUGAUCGUGUGGUGAACUCUUUGAAACGCUGCGUCGUGGUGGAUGUCACCAACCGUGAGCGCGUGUUGGAUAGCGCGCAGAAGGAGCUUUCGUCGAUGCAGCGACUGGCAGACUCCGUACGUCGUAUGGGCGUUGGUGAGGAAGGUCGUGUGAACAAUAUUGUGUCGUCUAUACGCAAAGGCGAGAAGGUCCAGUCCCACGGUGACUUGGCGAUUAUGAUUCGUUGGAUGAUUGUACAGGCCUUUGAGUCUGGCCUGACGGCCACGGAGGGGAACUUGCGGGCCAUCGAGACCCUCCUGGCGAAGAAGGAUGAGAAGACAAACGGAAUUGAAAAAAAAGAUGCUGGAGAGAAGAGCGCCCUUCCUUCGGCAGCGGGUGCGGUCCGUCGUAUGUUUCUUCGACCCACGAAGUAG
Trypanosoma cruzi is the source of this 939-nucleotide messenger RNA. RefSeq lists its product as uncharacterized. Bases 1 to 939 code for a protein of 312 amino acids. The transcript has a single exon. Lineage: Eukaryota; Euglenozoa; Kinetoplastea; Trypanosomatida; Trypanosomatidae. The record is from RefSeq and is a predicted model, not a curated record.